Acanthocheilonema viteae is the source of this 2259-nucleotide messenger RNA. The record is from the annotation of a GenBank genome assembly. Lineage: Eukaryota; Metazoa; Nematoda; Chromadorea; Rhabditida; Onchocercidae.
AUGACAAAUUUGACCCCAACCGAAUCACCGUUAAAUUUGGACCAAAGAUGCAGUGCAGCCAAUGAUAAUGAGAAUGUUGAUGAUCGAAAGAUAAAUUUGAAGAAGCAAAAGCGGGAAUAUCGUGAUGAAAAAAAACGAGUUACACGAGAGCUGCUUACAGCUUUGCAUGAUCCUACAAUUGUUGUUAUGGCUGAUUGGCUAAAAGUUCGUGGAACUUUAAGGAAAUGGAAUCGAUAUUUUUGCAUACUGAAGCCGGGUUUAUUGCUUGUUUAUAAAAGCAACAAGGUCGAUAAGCCGGGUCACUGGAUUGGUACAGUAUUGUUGAACAACUGUGAGCUAAUCGAAAGACCAUCGAAAAAGGACGGAUUUUGCUUCAAACUGUUUCAUCCAAUGGAUCAGAGUAUAUGGGCAACACGUGGACCGUUAGGUGAAAGUCAUGGUGUGGUUACAAUCCAACCCUUACCUACUACUUAUUUGAUUUGUCGAGCACCAUCUGAGCAGGCAGGUGGCUGUUGGAUGGAUGCUUUGCAUUUGACUCUUCGUUGUAGCGGUCUCUUAAUGAGGACUAUGUGUAAACUUUCUGACUGUAAUCAAAAAGGAGAAGAAACAACUGUCGAUGAACAGAAUGCCUUUGGCGAUAUUUCAUGUAAUGAUACCGUUGAAAGUUCUGCAGAAUUCAACGAGGUUGAAGCGGAAAAACAUUUUGAUGGCUUGAAUGAUGAUAUUGAUCGGGUAGUAUCAGAUAGUGACGACGAAACCAUUGAUUGUGAAGAAGAGAGUUCAUAUAUUCAGUCGGAUCCAGAACAGUUUGGGCCAACAGUACAAGUCGAAGAUCUUGCUGAUGAAAACAAAAGUCUUGUAUGGAGUUUGCUGAAACAAGUACGACCUGGAAUGGAUCUUUCAAAAGUUACUUUGCCUACAUUCAUUUUGGAACCGCGUUCAGCUACUACUGAGGAUGAUCCCUUACAAAGAAUGAAGACGAUUGUAAAAUUUUAUUUGAGCGGAUUUUACAAGAAACCAAAAGGCUUGAAAAAACCAUAUAAUCCGAUAUUAGGAGAAACAUUUCGAUGUAAAUGGGAACAUCCCGACAAUUCGACAUCUUACUAUAUUGCUGAACAGGUCUCUCAUCAUCCACCAGUUUCGGCCCUUUUCCUAACAAAUCGAAAAGCAGGUUUCAAUAUAUCGGGUACAAUACUGGCAAAAAGCAAAUACUACGGGAAUAGUUUAUCGGCUAUGAUGAUUGGUGACGUACGAAUAACACUUUUGCAACGGGGUGAAACAUAUAUUGCUACCCUUCCAUAUGCUAGCUGUAAAGGUAUCAUGAUUGGAACAUUGUCAAUGGAAUACGGUGGUCAGGUGGAUCUCUUAUUUUCAAUUUGUCAGCAUGUUAUUUUUGAUAAUCUGAAUCCAGAAAUAAAGGUAAGAAUAGAGUGCAAUCGUACCGAUUAUGUAUGCGAACUUGAUUUCAAAUUAAAACCAUUCAUUGGAGGAAUGGUAAAUCUUAUUACGGGUGAUAUCAAAUGUAAAAAAGAAUCGGUUGCGCAUAUUGAAGGAGCUUGGGAUAGCGAAAUUUAUAUAAGCGAAAAGGAUGUAAAGACACUUUUAUGGUCACCAACACCUGAUGUAAUUGCAAAACGACUUAAACGUUACGAAAUUCUCUUGGAAGAGCAGGGUGAAUGGGAGUCAAAGAAGUUAUGGUUGAAAGUAAGUGAAGCGAUAGCUCAAGAUAAUCAGAAAGCUGCCACUGAAGAAAAAAGUAAAUUAGAGAAUGAACAACGCGCUCGCGCGAAAUCUGGAGUACACCACAAACCUAAGUGGUUCAAGCAGGAUUUGCUAUCGAAAAAUUAUGAAUAUAUACACGCUGAUUAUCAAGCAUGGGAUGAAAAUGAUGAUAUUCGUCAAAUUGAGCAUGAUUAUGUAAUACGAACAAAAACUAAACAUGGAACUAAAGAACGGUCUGCUUCACCGGCGAGUUCAGCUUCAGUGCAGCAAGAACAAUCUGAAGAUUCUGAUUCACCCGGAAAUAAGCAAUAUCAUCCGAAGAAGAAACGACAUAGUUUACGAGAAUUUGAUCGCUUACAACAAGUGCAAGACACUUUGGAUCGUACUGUGCAGUUCUUACAACGUUUAGAAACAAAAUUUGAAAGCAGAACCAAUGUAGCUGUAACACAACAGCAAUUAAUCGUUAUUAUGGCUUUUUUCAUAAUUCUUCAUGCCGUUAUCUUGCCUCUUUUUCUCGGAACACUUCAUAAGGUAUGA